GUUUUUAUGAAACCCAUUAUUCUAAAAUCAAUGUUUUUGAACCUUCGGAAUUUGAAGCAGAUGCAAAUUUUAAAUCCUUUAUUCCUGCCGGAAUAAAUAUUUCAAUUUCGUUUUCACAGCUUUUGACAGUCAAUACUGUUGCUUCUGACCCUAAUCAUUCCGGAAAUGACAAUGAAUCAAAAACGUGUCCACGGGCUAUGCUUUCGGCUACUUCUGAAUGUGAUAUAAAAGGUCAGAUGACUUUUUAUCAAGAUGUAAAGGGAAAUACUUGGCUUACUGGUACUUAUCAGUACGGAUUUCAAGAUCCAACCAUUUGGAAUUACGAUUGGACUAUUCAAAAUGGUUGUGGAGAAAUUCUUUUUAAUCUCACCUCUUGUCUCGAUAUGGAGUUCAUUAAGGAUAGUGGAUGUAAUGGUUAUUCUUCUGAUGAUUCGAAUAAAAAAGAUUCAAAAAAAGAUUCCAAAAAGAGAGGUGGUUAUCUUAAUAAGAGGCAUAAAUUUGGUACCUUUGAUGAAAAAUGUGAUAUUGGACCUUGGGGAACCAAACCGUGGGUUAUUAAAGUUGAUGAUUUAACUUGGGAUUGUGAAAAAGAUGGUAUUAAGUAUCAUACAUGCAAUGAUAAAGAUAUCUACAAUGACAAAGUCGCGGAUCAUGAUGAUGAACUUCCAAGUCGACUUGAUGAUCAAGGUCCAAAAACUGGCUUGUAUCUCGUAAUAAAUGGUGAAAGUAAAUCAGGAAAGCGUGAUAACAGUCAAUCUGUUGCUGAAAUUAACAUUAAUGAUUGCGGCGAACCUGCUUCAUCACUACCUACAUCUCCACCUCCAUCACCACCUCCACCACAUACUCCUACUCCACCACCAACUCAUCCACCUCCAUCACCACCUCCACCAUAUACUUCUUCACCAUUUGAAACUACAAGAGUGACUGUAACAGUUACAAUGACUGAAAGACAUCCGAGAACAACAUAG
Dentiscutata erythropus is the source of this 968-nucleotide messenger RNA. Lineage: Eukaryota; Fungi; Glomeromycota; Glomeromycetes; Diversisporales; Gigasporaceae. The record is from the annotation of a GenBank genome assembly.